AUCCCCCUCACAACAUGCGGCUCGACGUCAAGAGGCAGCUGUUUGCCCGCUCCGAGCGGGUAAAGGGGAUUGAUUUCCACCCUACAGAGCCAUGGAUCUUGACGACCUUGUAUAGCGGCCAUGUCUACAUCUGGUCUUAUGAAUCGCAGUCUAUUAUCAAAACCUUCGAACUCACUGAUGUCCCCGUUCGUGCCGGUCGAUUCAUUGCGCGGAAGAACUGGAUUGUCUGCGGUUCAGAUGACUUUCAGCUCCGUGUCUACAACUACAACACAUCCGAAAAAAUCACCUCCUUUGAAGCACACCCGGAUUACAUCCGUUCUAUUGCCGUCCAUCCCACCCAGCCGUUUGUGCUCACAGCCUCCGAUGACAUGACAAUUAAGCUUUGGGACUGGGAGAAAGGCUGGAAAUGUGUACAAGUGUUUGAAGGUCACAGCCACUAUGUUAUGGGCAUGGCGAUCAACCCAAAGGAUACCAACACUUUCGCCUCCGCAUGUUUGGACCGAACCGUGAAGAUCUGGAACCUCGGCUCGCCCCAUGCCAACUUCACACUUGAAGCCCACGAGACGAAAGGUGUCAACCAUGUCGACUACUACCCACAUGCUGAUAAGCCAUACCUCCUUACCACCUCCGACGACAAGACCGUCAAGAUUUGGGACUACACCACGAAGGCACUCAUUGCAACCCUCGAGGGCCACACAAGCAAUGUCUCAUUUGCAUGCUAUCACCCUGAAUUGCCUGUGAUUAUCUCGGGUUCUGAAGAUGGAACCGUUAAGAUUUGGCACGCAAAUACCUACCGCUUGGAGCAGUCAUUAAGCUAUGGUCUAGAACGAGCAUGGUGUGUUUCCUACCAGCGUGGUAGACAGGGCAUUGCAAUGGGUUUCGACGAUGGUGCUGUCGUGGUGAAGAUGGGUCGGGAAGAGCCCGCUGUAUCAAUGGAUGGGUCUGGUAAGCUUAUCUGGACGAGACACAGUGAGGUCGUGUCGUCUGUGAUCAAGGGUGGCGAUGCUACUGUCAAGGACGGCGAGCCCCUUUCUCUACCAACAAAAGAUUUGGGACAGUGCGAGGUGUACCCACAGACUUUGACACACUCCGCCAAUGGACGAUUUGUUUCUGUCUGUGGCGAUGGAGAGUACAUCAUCUACACCGCAUUGGCAUGGAGAAACAAGGCCUUUGGGCAGGCUCUCGAUUUUGCCUGGGGUGCGAAAGACAACAGUAACGACUACGCUAUCCGCGAGUCAUCGACAAGUGUCAAGAUUUUCAAGAACUUCAAGGAGCAGAGUGCUGGUCUUGAUGUUGGGUUCCAAGCCGAGGGUCUGUCCGAUGGUGUUCUUCUGGGUGUCAAGGGCCAAGGUGGCAUUGGCUUCUUUGAUUGGGAGACUGGCAGCCUGGUUCGCAGAAUUGAGGCCGACCCGAAAUCCGUUUACUGGUCCGAAUCUGGCGAACUGGUUACCCUUGCCUGUGAAGAUGAUUUCUACGUUCUCCGCUACUCUCGCGAGGAGUAUAUCAAUGGCCUAAACGCCGGCGAAGCUGACGAGGAUGGAGUUGAGGCAGCUGUUGAGUUGGUCGCUACCAUCAACGAAACCGUCCGGACUGGACAGUGGGUUGGAGAUUGCUUCAUCUACACCAACUCUACGAACCGUCUGAACUACCUUGUCGGUGACCAGACUUACACAAUCUCUCACUUCGAUCAACCGAUGUACGUUCUUGGCUAUCUGCCCCGAGAUGGCCGUAUCUACCUUGCCGACAAGGACGUCAACGCCGUUUCCUUCAGCCUUUCUCUCAGCAUGGUUGAAUAUCAAACAGUGGUGCUGCGCGGUGAUAUGGAAAUGGCAUCUGAGAUUCUCAAGGAUGUCCCCCAAGACCAGAUGAACAAGGUCGCCCGCUUCCUCGAAGGUCAAGGAUAUAAGGAAAUGGCUCUGGAAGUCGCCACCGACCCCGAGCACCGCUUCGAGCUCGCUCUUGCGCUGAAUGAUCUUGAAACCGCACUCGCGAUUGCUCGCGAGGCCAAUGUCGAGCACAAGUGGAAGAUUGUCGGUGAUGCUGCCCUCGCCGGUUGGAAUCUUGCUCUGGCCCAAGAGUGCUUUACCAACGCCAAGGACGUCGGUUCUUUGCUAUUGUUGCACACCGCUAGCAACAACCGUGAAGGUCUCAAGGCCCUGGCUGCUCAGGCCUCGGAGUCAGGCCUCCACAAUGUCGCCUUCUCCACUCUGUGGUCUCUGGGAGAUAUCGAUGGCUGCAUCGCUCUCCUCGUGCAGACCAACCGCAUCGCCGAGGCAGUUCUCCUCGCCCAAACUUACAAGCCUUCAAGCGCCCCUAAACUCGUUGUCCAAUGGAAGGAAUCCCUAGAGCAAUCUGGUAAGACCAAGGUUGCCCGUCUCAUCGGUGUCCCGCCCGGUGCCCUUGACGUCUCUACCGAUGACGACCUCUUCCCCGAAUGGGAUGAGUACAUUCGCCUAGAGAAGGAGGGUAGCGUCCCCGAGCCUGCUUCGGAGUCUCUGAUUGAUGUCAACGGCGAUGAAGAAGAGCCCGUGAGCGCGACCAACGGCGUACCCGAGGCGGAUGAUGGGGUAGAGAAGGCCGAAAAGGCUGCAGUGGACGAGGCCGAUGCUGCCGAAGCCGAGUAA
Molecule: messenger RNA, 2624 nt
Organism: Penicillium robsamsonii
Lineage: Eukaryota; Fungi; Ascomycota; Eurotiomycetes; Eurotiales; Aspergillaceae
Product: coatomer subunit beta'
Exons: 6
Coding region: 15-2624 (869 amino acids)
Biological process (GO): retrograde vesicle-mediated transport, Golgi to endoplasmic reticulum; intra-Golgi vesicle-mediated transport; intracellular protein transport
Cellular component (GO): COPI vesicle coat
Molecular function (GO): protein binding; structural molecule activity
Source: RefSeq, a predicted model, not a curated record